CGCCGCGCGGCAGUCUGACGUCAGGCGCGAGAGGCGCCCCGCACAUCAAUACGUCGCCGAGGCGUACCGCCACCGAGACCGCUGCUGCCGCCGCCGCCGCCGCCGCCAAGGAUUCUCGCCGAGAGCGUCGCCGAACAGUGCAGUGCAGUGCGUGUACAUACCCCACCGUCAAGGAGCGGCGAAACUGCGGCGUGCGUGUGCACCACCUCUGCCUCCAGACGCUGCCCCCAGGUCAAGUGAUAACAGUGAUAACAACGCGAAAUGGCUGCACCAGGAGCACCAGAAAAUUUGGGCCCACCGGAGCCACAAACCGGCCCCGAUGGCGAGAUCAUCGGGGGGCCGCGCACCCCCCAGCAGAUUGCCGCCCAGCGCCGGCUGCAACAAACGCAAGCGCAGGUCGACGAGGUCGUGGACAUCAUGAAGACCAACGUCGAGAAGGUGCUGGAGCGUGAUCAGAAGCUCUCCGAGUUGGAUGAUCGAGCAGAUGCUUUACAACAGGGCGCCUCGCAAUUUGAACAGCAAGCCGGCAAGUUGAAACGAAAGUUCUGGUUGCAAAACUUGAAGAUGAUGAUAAUAAUGGGCGUUAUCGGCCUUAUCAUUAUUGUUAUUAUAGGCAGUAAGUACACCCACUCAAUAACUCCCAAAAAAAUCUCAAAGAAAAAAAAAUCUCAAAUCUCAACGCAAUCAAAGUCUUCAACUGCAACUGCAACUGCAACUAAAAUCACCAAUCAAUAUCUGCAACUACUUUUGCUCUUUUCCUCUUUUUUGCAGUGAACUUCAUGUAAAACUCACUCACAAAACACACAAACUGUACACAAAACACACAAGCAAAACAACAACAAAUGCCAAUAAAUCCUUCGUGCGCAUGCGCAGUAUGAAAGCCAAUGAAUGAACACAGAAUGAAUGUGCGAACGAAUGCGUGAAUACAAACAUUGAAUACAAAUAAAAUAAAAAUAAAAAUAACAGAAUAAUACAGAACCGAAUGCGAUCGGCAGCGUCAAACUCCCGAAGCACAACCCCUUCGACCUUUGGCCGCUGUCAAAAACUCGCAAAUUGGUAAUUAGUAUAUUCGUGUCAGAGCCGUGCCCGAAACUAGCCCCCACCCUACUGUUGAUUUAUAUUAUAAACCAAUCGCAGACGAACAAAUACUUAUAGCAUCUCCCUGUUGAAACAACUGUCAAAACUGUCAAAAACUGUCAAAUCUGUCAAUAUUUGUGGAUUGGUAUAUUUCUUGAUGUUAUUUACUCUUCUGUCAGCUGUCAUCUUUGCUUUAGUAUGUGUGUAUGUGUGUGUGUGUUCAAAAUGGCCGCGGUGUCAAAAUGGCGGAGGUGCAUGAUAGUUAUUUGUGUGUAGAGGAAAA
This is a messenger RNA of Dalotia coriaria, 1360 nucleotides long. It is a transcript of the gene nSyb, whose product is annotated as neuronal Synaptobrevin. The transcript is spliced from 4 exons. The coding region runs from base 262 to 774 and encodes 170 amino acids. The record is from RefSeq and is a predicted model, not a curated record. Gene Ontology annotation, molecular function: SNAP receptor activity; syntaxin binding. Gene Ontology annotation, biological process: vesicle-mediated transport; vesicle fusion. Gene Ontology annotation, cellular component: plasma membrane; SNARE complex. Lineage: Eukaryota; Metazoa; Arthropoda; Insecta; Coleoptera; Staphylinidae.